CAUAAGGAAAUUGAUUGGUUCAUUUUCUUAUGCAUACAUUUGUGGACCAAUCAAUUUCUUUAUGUUUAUGGUUAUGCGCUUAUGCAAAAGUGUGUGCUCCCCGCUUGAUCCUACUGUAUUUACCUAUACUGUGCCUAUACUGUGCUCUGGCUGUGCCGCUGAUUGGUCGACGCUCCAUGCGUGGCGCAAGUGAUGGUCUGACUCGAAUGCGGUUAUUCUCCGAGAGUUUUCCAUGGCUUUGGAUUAUCGUAGCAAGUAGUAACGCCAAUGUAGUCUUCUCCAUUUUUGCUCCUUCAUCGUCUAAUAGCUCAAAUUUCCACGUCUUAUUUACGUGCGUUCUAAUUGCUACCAAACAAAUCAUAUCGUGUUAGCAAAAAAAAAGAAGAAAAACAAACAUUCGUGAAAGAAAAGUGUGGAAAACGCAUCAUUCAUCCGGUAGCGUCAGUUCUCAUUGUCGUUUCGUAUCUAUCUUCAAAUCAGUCCAGAGUGUAUCUAAACAGGCAUUUAUUGACAAGAUAAACGAGAAUGGAUGUUGAAGAGGGGGAGGCAAAAAUGUGCAGGCUUUGCGGCCAAAAUAAGAGAUUUUACGUCGAUGUAUUCGGUGAGGAGGGCGUCAGACGCUAUCUGGGCCUUAGGAUCCACAGGAAUAUCAACAUCCUGAUCAAGACAGACGAUAGUAUGCCGCAACAAAUUUGUAGGCUUUGCCUCGAAAAGUUAAAUUUUACUUGCGUGUUCUAUGACAACUGUCAUGAAAUUCAGAAGAAACUCUGGUCUACUAUUGAGGCGACUAACAAUGAUAAUAAUGUUGGGGAUAAAGAAAACAUGAUAUCGCCAAGAAGUAAUAUAAAACGUCAGAUAAGGACCAUAUCCGAGAAUUUGAAAAAAGAAACUCAUUUAACCAACGCAGACUCGCUGAUUAUCGAUGCAUCGCUGAAAAGUCAACCUCAUGAGAAUCACUUUAAGCGAAAUUGCUUACGUGAAAUUUGUUCGAAUACACAAACUGCCACAAAUUCAUGGACACAGGAACAACCUGUUGGCAUCCAAAAGAAUAAACGAGAUGGUCUAGUACAGAAAGAGACAAUAGUUUUUGAAAAGACGAUGAGGCAGGAAAUCGACAUCAUAAAAGAGUGUUCAUUAUCCGAGAAUUUGAGCUCAAGAACACUGUCUCCUUCUUUACUAAAUAAUUCAAUGGAAUUUAUUCAUUCCUUAGAUUGGUCCCUUAGGUUGUCAUGCGAAGCGGACAAACCCAAGAACGUCACGAACGCCACAGUAAACAACAGUCCACCGCCUGGUGAUGAGGCGGAAUUGAAUAGAAAUAGCUUCGAGUCUAGUAAUCUCACAACAUCAAAUAACAUUGGAAGGUCUCCUCCGAAUGUGCCGAAGGAAGUUUGCCCCCUUGAAUCGAAUACAAUCUCUUUCCAAAAUAACAAAAGCACUGCCUUGUCCGAAUCAUCAAUAAUCGAUGGAUGUAAAGAGAAGCAUAGCAAAAUUUCCGAAUUGAUUACCAACGAACAGAAGCAGAUCAUAGAGACAUACUAUCUGGUGAACACGGACAUUAUGAAUAAGUACGAAGAGGAAGUGCGGAGCAACAUAACGGUGCGAGAUAAAAAUAAUAUCGAGUGCAAUCUUUGCGCUGCGAAAUAUUCUAGAUUGGAUAAGUGUCAGGUCCAUAUCUGGGCGCAUCUCAAUAUCAAACCAUAUAAAUGCAAAAAGUGCAACUUUUCGACAGUAACUCCUAGUAACAUUCGCUGCCACAUAAGAAAGAGUCACCUGAAAAUUAAGCCAUUUGCUUGUAAGUUGUGCCCAAAACAAUACGCUACUUUUACGCUUUUGAAGGAGCAUGACAAUAUUCAUAUUGGCAUACGACCAUAUAAAUGCGAAACAUGCGGCUUUUCCAGCACUAGUCGACAGGUCUUGAUGAAUCACAUGAGCACUCACAUGUCAAGCGAGGACAUUCCUUGCAGCGUUUGUAACAAAAUCUUUCAUUCACGCAUAAGAAUGCGUGCACAUAUGCGCAUUCAUAAUGGCAACAAUGUGACAUGUGAUAUUUGCCGGAUUCGCCUGUCGAAUGAGAAAGCUCUGGAAGCGCAUCGGAAGAAGGUGCACGUACAUGAUUAUAUCUGCAAAAUAUGUAAUAAAGUGUCCAAAUCCAGAAAAGCUUUGCUUAAUCACAUGAAUAUUCACAAAGAGGCCAAGUAUAAAUGCACAAAAUGUUCUAAAGCAUAUAAAAGUAAGCAUAUGUUGAACGACCAUCUCCUGAAACACGAGGGUAUCCGAAAAUACAAAUGCUUUGUUUGCGAAAAAUCGUUUGCUCAGCAAUCACAUUUGGCUGCUCAUAACAAAGUGCAUAAUCCGCCCUGUUAUGAGUGUCCGGGCUGCGGCAGAAAGCAUAAUCGGCGCGACAAUAUGAAAACACACAUGAUGCGAUGCAAAUCGUGCCAAUAAAUUACCAUCCGAUGUGUGCGUUGACUGAUAAAAAAUUGGAAAUAUUUUUUUAGCUUUGCAGAAGAAAUGGCUACGUUUUCCAAGUUGUAUAUAGAUGAAUGGUAAAUUGAAGAUGUGAGAAAAAUUCUCUUUCUUUAAUUAUGUUUCAUUAAUACAUAAUAUGUAUGUUUAGAGAUGUUUAAUAUGAAAGAACAAAUAUUAGAUUUAAAAACUAGAUAAAAUUAACAGAAAUAUGCAUUUGAAUUUGUUAAUCAAUAAACAGUAAAUGAAUAUUUUAAUAUAUUUUUUAUUUUUGUUUUAUAAACUUUUUGAAAAAAAAAAUUUGGAAUAAAAAAAAUAGUUGCAUUUUACUAUGCAAAUUAUAUAGUGUGUCCUAAGACUACCAGACUUCUUCUUAAUGACAGAUUCCUUAGAACAUUUCAAGACGAAAAUCCUAAUACAAAAAUGUCGAGGUUAUAAUAGUUUUUAAACGGGAAGCGAUUAUAUUUUAUAAGUGAGAGGACAGAUUUCGCGCGCUCAGGUAUGACGAAAUAAUAAGUGAAAAAAAAUCCUCUAUGAAAGGGGCGCGCUUUUUAUGAUUAUCAUAUAAAUUUACAAUAGCAUUGUCAUGUUUUUCAUUGUUACACAUUGCAUUAGUACAUUCUUUUUACGAAUAAUUGAUGCGAGAACUAAAUGUUUAAACUAAAAAAAUUAAUUAAACUCAAAAAUUUAUCAAAUAAAAAUUUAUGACAUGUUUCAACUUCAGCGGUCAAAGUGGUCGAUUAAUGUUAUCAUGAAGAUGUCUAUUGUUAUCAUGCUAUGCUAUGCAAAUUGAGAAAUACAAAAAUAAAUUGUAACAGAAUUAAA
Molecule: messenger RNA, 3291 nt
Organism: Cataglyphis hispanica
Lineage: Eukaryota; Metazoa; Arthropoda; Insecta; Hymenoptera; Formicidae
Product: zinc finger protein 454-like
Exons: 8
Coding region: 526-2445 (639 amino acids)
Biological process (GO): regulation of transcription by RNA polymerase II
Cellular component (GO): nucleus
Molecular function (GO): RNA polymerase II transcription regulatory region sequence-specific DNA binding; zinc ion binding; DNA-binding transcription factor activity, RNA polymerase II-specific
Source: RefSeq, a predicted model, not a curated record